AUUUGUAAUGUAAACGUGCAACAAAAAAAUCAGUAAAUGAAACCGUGCGCGGGCAUUGUGCUUACAGUGCGCAUGCGCGUUGGUGACGUUUCAAUGUUUUUGCUGGAGAUGCGCGCACACGUGAGCGCUGUUCUUUUCACUGCUGGAGUAAAAUUAAUCAAAGUACCUUAAUUAAUUCACUUCAAACUGUCCAAGCAAGCUGUCCCUGAGAGAGGUGCCAGAAGAUGGACAAAUAGACCGACGUGUGUUGUCAUCUAGUUCUGGUCCAUUUGUUCUGCUGAGGAUCAAUUGAAUACUAAGGCCUCAUCCUGCAGUGCCUUAGGAUUUGUCUCUGCACUGCGCACCCUGUUGUCAUGGCGCCCAAGGACAUCAUGACCAAUUCGCACGCCAAAUCCAUAUUGAAUGCCAUGAAUGCUCUGAGGAAGAGCAACACACUGUGUGACAUUACUCUGAGGGUGGAGAGCACAGAUUUCCCAGCCCACCGCAUCGUGCUGGCUGCCUGCAGUGAUUAUUUCUGUGCCAUGUUCACCAGUGAGCUUUCUGAAAAAGGGAAGUCCUUUGUGGACAUUCAGGGCCUCACUGCUUCAACUAUGGAGAUCCUGCUGGACUUUGUUUACACAGAGACAGUGCUGGUUACUGUUGAAAAUGUGCAGGAGCUGCUGCCCGCUGCCUGUCUUCUUCAGCUUAAAGGUGUAAAGAGAGCUUGCUGUGAUUUUCUUAAUAGUCAGUUGGAUCCAUCAAAUUCUCUGGGAAUUAGAGACUUUGCAGAAACGCAUAACUGUCUGGACUUGAUGCAGGCAGCUGAACUGUUCUCGCAGAAGCACUUUGCAGAGGUGGUGCAACAGGAAGAGUUUAUGCUGCUCAGUCAAAGUGAGGUGGAAAAACUCAUCAAGUGUGAUGAAAUACAGGUUGACUCAGAGGAGCCUGUAUUUGAAGCAGUUUUGAACUGGGUAAAGCACAAAAGAAAAGAGAGAGAGCUGUACCUGCCCGAUCUGUUGGAGUAUGUGCGCAUGCCGCUGCUCACUCCACGAUACAUCACUGAUGUCAUUGACAUAGAGCCAUUGAUACGCUGCAGUUUGCCAUGUCGAGAUUUGGUGGAUGAAGCAAAGAAGUUUCACCUUCGACCAGAGUUACGAAGCGAGAUGCAGAGUCCUCGAACCCAAGCAAGACUCGGUGCCAAAGAGGUCCUUUUGGUAAUCGGAGGAUUUGGCAGCCAACAAUCACCCAUAGAUGUUGUUGAGAAGUAUGAUCCCAAAACCAGAGAGUGGAGCUUUCUACCUAACAUUGCAAGGAAGCGCCGGUACGUUGCCACUGUUGCCCUUAAUGAUCGGGUUUAUGUUAUUGGUGGGUAUGAUGGCCGAUCACGACUGAGUUCAGUUGAGUGUUUGGACUACACAGCAGAUGAAGAUGGAGUCUGGUACACCGUCGCCACAAUGAAUGUUCGGCGAGGUCUUGCGGGAGCCACAACUCUUGGAGAUAUGAUCUAUGUUGCUGGUGGAUUUGAUGGUAGUCGACGUCACACCAGUAUGGAACGUUAUGACCCAAAUAUUGACCAGUGGAGCAUGCUGGGAGAUAUGCAGACUGCCAGGGAGGGAGCAGGACUUGUGGUAGCAAGUGGACUCAUUUACUGUUUAGGAGGCUAUGAUGGUCUGAACAUCCUGAAUUCUGUAGAGCGGUAUGACCCUCACACAGGGCACUGGACCAGCGUCACUCCCAUGGCCAACAAACGCUCGGGUGCUGGCGUGGCUUUGCUUAAUGAUCACAUAUACGUUGUCGGAGGGUUUGAUGGCACAGCCCACCUAUCUUCCGUAGAGGUGUAUAACAUCCGCACAGACUACUGGACCACUGUGGCAAAUAUGACCACUCCACGCUGCUAUGUCGGAGCCACAGUCCUGAGGGGCCGUCUUUAUGCUAUUGCAGGAUAUGAUGGUAACGCCUUACUCAGCAGCAUUGAAUGUUAUGACCCUGUGAUCGACAGCUGGGAAGUGGUAACUUCAAUGGCAACACAACGCUGUGAUGCAGGCGUUUGUGUGCUCCGAGAAAAAUGAGAAGAGAUGGGAGAGUGAAACAGAGGAGCUUUAGAAUAUCUGGACACUGGAAUCUGUGAUCCACCAAUCAGCUGAGAAUCUAGAGUCCAUUUUUAUGACUCCUGUUUUUGGACUCAUGAUCUGUUGCCAUCUGAGACAUCAGUGUUUUUCUUAGUGAAGUGGAAAAACACUAACUUUAUGAUACAGUCAACGUGUGUUUUGCCACCAUGUUUUUUUUCUUCAUACAACUUUGUGAUCUUUGGUUACCUGUGAGAUUCACACAGUUGGGUCCUCUAAAGUGCAAUAUAAUAUGCUGGUGUCAAAAUGUCUCAGAGAAGAGACACGUGUGUAUGCCUUACUGCCCAUGUGACUGAAUCUUUCCUGCAUACUGAUUGACUGAAGGAGAGAAAAUUACCAGAUUCAUCAGGACAUGUUGACAAAGGUGCUUUGUGUAAUUUCUCUUGUCAUCUGUAAUGUCAGUUAUGACAUCAUCUCUUCGUUCUCAGUCUCUGGUGGCUUGGGCUUCUCUCAUAUUGACUCGAUCUUUUAUCAAUGCACCAAUAUCAUGUAUAGAACCAUCAGCAAGAUGACACAAAGGCAGCAUGCUGGUGUUUUAAGUGUGCUUAGUAGUAUAAAUCAGAAUGAAUGGGUGAAUUUAGAUGUGCACUCUCAGCAAAAAAACAACAUUAUGUUGUCUUGUUGAAUUCUGGAAAAUUUACCCAUUAAUAUGGAGGAAUUGCAUGGUGGAUGAUGUUCUGCAGUGCAUUAUUAAUGUGGUUUUAAUAGUGUGAAUCCACGAUAAAGACAAUAAAGGAAAGGUAUUUUUAUCUUGUAACAAAACUGAGGCCAUUGCAAACAUCUCACCUGAGCUUACAUGUGUGAAGAUUUUAGAUGGAAGUUCCCAGAAAUCAAUUAAUCUGCACAGUUUCAAACUUGAAAUACAGAAUGAUUUCUCAGAAUACAAUGUCAUAAAAUACAGAGUAGGCUAUUUAUUUAUUUAUUUAAGAUUUUUAA
Messenger RNA from Xyrauchen texanus (razorback sucker), 3041 nucleotides. RefSeq names its product kelch-like protein 12. Gene Ontology annotation, molecular function: protein binding. The transcript has 12 exons. NCBI's taxonomy places the organism in Eukaryota, Metazoa, Chordata, Actinopteri, Cypriniformes, Catostomidae. The coding region runs from base 354 to 2048 and encodes 564 amino acids. The record is from RefSeq and is a predicted model, not a curated record.